This is a messenger RNA of Nomia melanderi (Alkali bee), 2492 nucleotides long. Lineage: Eukaryota; Metazoa; Arthropoda; Insecta; Hymenoptera; Halictidae. The record is from RefSeq and is a predicted model, not a curated record.
CUUGUACUGUCGUUACUAUUAACAUUCUAUAUGCUUCUAUUAUUAAGGGUGUAGAACAUUAAGAAGGAAAUAACGAAUUUGUUCCAACUGAUUCUUAUAAUGGAGUCAAAAGUGCUCUCAUACCAAUUUUUUUCGUAAACGUUUCUUUUGGUAGUCGACAAAUAGAAGACGUUGUACACUAAUUUUCAGCCUAUUAUCUCAACCAGAAGGAUAAUUGUAGGGUAAAUUCGAAUUAUUAGUUUUUGUUCUAUUUUCCAAAUUUAAUGGCACAUAAAAAUUGUGUUAAAAUUCUGAAACAUUUUUGGCAUAGCAGUGUAUAGCUGAGAAUUUUUGGAGAUUAUUCCGUUCCAAAUUCUUCGCGUGAAAAAAGAAAACUCCAAACAAGUAGAAGAGCGUAGAUUUCGCAUUGAAGCUAUCGCGUGGCAGUUCUUUAAUUUUUACAUUAGCGGACAUAUUAGACAACUAACUUUUAGAUGCAUUUUAAGCAGAAUCGUAAUGAAUAUUUUUACCUUUUGGAACGAAAAUAUCUCCAAAAAUUCUCAAUCGUACACUGCUAUGCCAAAAAUGUUUCAGAAUUUUAUCACAAUUUUUACGUACCAUUAAAUAGAGAAAAUAGAACAAAAACUGAUCAUUCGAAUUUACCUUAUAACUACCUUUUUGGUUCAGAUAGAGGGCCGAACAUUGGUGUACAAUGUUUUCCAUUGGUAAGCUAUGGAAGAAAACUUCCUUAAGAAAAAUCUGUGUAAGGGUACUUUUGGCCUCCUUAUCCUGCUAUAUCCUUUACGUAGAAGACAAUUCUCAGAACUAUUUCUGGUUAAGGAUUAAAACUACAUUUAUCAGAGUAUUUCAGAAACCAAAAGGUAUCGGACAAAUUAUUUUUACAUUGCGUUCUUUUAAAUCAGGAUUCCGAUUACAACAAAUAAAGCAAUGAAAUGAUUUAUUUAAACAAUACUAUUAAAAGUAUCAAUCGUUUUAGGACUUUUCGUGCUAAAUAUUAAGAUGUUUUUUAUAUCUUUGUUUCUAUAUAAUAUUGAUCUUAUAUAAUAAUUAUUCUUUGUUUUAUACCGUUUGCCGAGUGCAGAGGAAUUGUAGAAGCAAGAAUUGAACAAAAUCACCCUUUUGCCUGUGACUUUACUCUUCUUUAGAAAUACUUCUGUAUUUAAAACAUGUGAACAUACUUAUUUUUUUAAAUGCAACUGUACUUUUUUUAAGCUAAAUAGAUUCUCUUGAAGGUUUUCAUUUAUUAACAUUGACGUGUAUAAGUUUCAUAUGUUCCCUUCUAAUUCAAUCAUUAUCCGUUUCAAAUGGACUUAUUUUCUGUGCUAAAUCCGACGUUACAAUAAUAUUAAAAUUUAAUAUUAUGCACAUAACCUUAGAAAGUAGUAGAAUUUUAAUGUAGGUAGAUUCUUUCCAAUUUUCAUAAAUACAAGCUGUACGAAUUCAUAUUUAACACUAGUACCUAUAAAAUGAGUCGCAAUGACCCAUUCCUUCAUUUUUCUUUUACAAUUAUUAAAAACAUAACAGAUCCUUCUUUGAGAAAUUAUCAAAGAAAUUGAUCUAAUGAGACGCAAACUGAAUCUGAAUUUUCUUAUAGAAAAAUUUAAAAAGGUCAACUUCACUGCUCGGUAGUGAAUUUAAUUUGGAUCGGAAGUUAAUUUGAAUUCUAUUAUUGUCGCACAGUUAUUUCCUUUUGUAAGAAAAUCCACUUUCCAUGCAAGGUUUUGCUUAAGUAAUGCUUGCGAUAUGAAAAUCGGACACACAUUUAUAAUGUAUUUACCUUUCUUUUCAAGGGAACUCCUUGUUAGAUUUUAUAAAAGCACUGGAGGGUAUAAGCCUCACAGAAUAAUCCUUUAUCGAGAUGGUGUCUCGGAAGGCCAGUUUCUGCAUGUAUUGCAGCAUGAGUUAACUGCCAUUCGCGAAGCUUGUAUGAAACUUGAAGAUGAUUAUAAACCUGGUGUAACAUUCAUUGUAGUACAAAAAAGGCACCAUACUCGUUUAUUUUGCGCAGAAAAAAGAGAACAAAGUGGAAGAAGUGGAAAUAUUCCCGCAGGUACAACAGUUGAUAUUUGUAUUACACAUCCAACUGAAUUUGACUUCUAUUUGUGUAGUCAUCAGGGAAUUCAGGGAACUUCACGACCAUCGCAUUAUCACGUUCUUUGGGACGAUAAUCACUUUGAAAGUGACGAGUUACAAUCUCUUACUUAUCAAUUGUGUCAUACAUAUGUUAGGUGUACAAGGUCUGUCAGUAUACCUGCACCAGCAUAUUAUGCUCAUCUUGUAGCAUUCCGAGCCAGAUAUCAUUUGGUAGAAAAAGAACAUGAUAGGUAAGUAAAACUUUCAGAUAGCACACGAUUUUGUAAUUAUAAUAUAAGUAUUAAUUCAUUAUUCACACGCAUAUACGAGAAAAAUUAUUGAAAUAUUGUAGUCUUUAGGAACAGUAUACAAAUAGAGCUCUUCACAUUGAUUUUUAAAAGCUAUGUGUGUCGAAAAUC